AUGCUCUUGUCGGGACUGUCAAAGUUAUCAAAGUCAUAUAAAAAAUGAAUCCUUUGCAAAUUAUGUGAUAUGUGAAGAUUUAAGUCCGGGUCGAUGUAAAAACUAUUUGUUUCACCAAACUUCAAUUGAAAGUAAUAUACAAAGAAUUGCGUUUCCCAAUCCAUUUCCGAACUCAACCUUGUCUCUCAAUUGCCCAUCUCUUCCCAAAUCAGUGUUCGAAAAUGUGUCUCAGUCUCAACGUACAGAACAUUUGAGCAGUAACGAUUUAAGUUAUACAGGAAAUCAGUCAGAGCAGAAAAAUGAUCUUUCCAGCAUCGGAAACCAUUCAGUCAGUACUGGACAUUUACCGAACAAUUGUAAUGAUAUGGACGAUUUCAAAGACCGACCAUCCAUUUCUCAUAGUGCACCACAGUUAAGCAGCAACAUACCACGUUGCAUCUGCAAGGAUAGUCCAAUUGUCUACGUAACAUUUGCUUCUGGAAGCAAGAGGCAUGAAGAUGAAAUAAGGGAUUUGUGUGAGCUAUGUGACAGAGCAGGAUUUACUGUUAAAUGUGACAGUGACAGGGCACUGAUGGAAAAUGGCGAGUUGAACGUUAAUCAGUGGCGGGAUAUUAACUUUCAGCGGGCUGCACUCGUUUUGUUCUGCAUUUCACCAGCUUAUAACGGAAUGGUUAAUUUGCUGGAGGAAGAUGACAUAGCCACAGCAGAAGAAAAUGAUCAUUUAAAGGGAGCUUUAUACAUUUUUAAUUUAGCUAGAGCUGAGCUCGUUGACUCUUACUCAAUUGAUAGGCGCUUUUUCUGUGUUUUGUUCACGAAUGCAGGAGGGAAGCUGGAAGUCCCGAGGUGCUUUACACCUUAUUCAAAGUUUAAAUUUCCUGGAGAGUCAGAAAUUCUCAUCAGUGCAAUGCAACAUCGUUAUAAACGUAAUCAAAGAAGACAAUAAAAAUUUACAAUACUUCAUUCCAUAUCAAUAUAACAA
This is a messenger RNA of Saccostrea echinata, 979 nucleotides long. RefSeq lists its product as uncharacterized. The record is from RefSeq and is a predicted model, not a curated record. The transcript is spliced from 2 exons. Lineage: Eukaryota; Metazoa; Mollusca; Bivalvia; Ostreida; Ostreidae. Bases 365 to 943 code for a protein of 192 amino acids.